Messenger RNA from Diatraea saccharalis (sugarcane borer), 1446 nucleotides. The record is from the annotation of a GenBank genome assembly. Lineage: Eukaryota; Metazoa; Arthropoda; Insecta; Lepidoptera; Crambidae.
GUCAACUUUUCGUCAAAAAAGUAAAGGAAAGAAGGAUGGUGUAAUGUUUUCGCUGAAUUAAUUUUUACUUUCUAAUAUGGAGCACAAUAAUUUAGACGCUGCAAGUGGUGAUAAAUUUAAUUUGAAUGGGAACUGUUCACCAUCUCCGGAAAAACAGUCUUUCGACUUGAAUCAUACCAAAAAUAUUGAUGACAUCUCUACGCCUUCCGAACUGAAAUUUGAUGAAGAUUUCGAUUUCGAAGACCCUCAGAUAAGCGAAAAAAGGAAAGAAAUUGAGAGAUGCCUUCAUAGCCCAGAUACUGUAAACUUGGACCAGUGGCAACAUUUGGCCAGAAGUAAAGGCGGUCUUAUAAGUGAUGAUUAUAGGAAAGUUAUAUGGCCUCUUUUGGUUGGUGUGACAAAAGAUGAAAUGACAGAACCACCUUCUUUGGAUGAUUUAUCAACGCAUGGUGAAUACAACCAGGUGGUGUUAGAUGUAAAUCGUUCUCUAAAGCGUUUCCCUCCCGGUAUUCCAUAUGAACAGCGUGUAGCUCUACAGGACCAACUCACUGUACUCAUAUUGAGGGUCAUUAUAAAACAUCCCAACUUGAAGUAUUACCAGGGUUAUCAUGACGUGGCUAUAACACUGCUGCUAGUGUGCGGCGACCGCGCCUCGUUCCCUUUGUUGUGCCGGUUGUCGUGCGGCGCGGCCGCUCCGCUGCAACCGUUCAUGCAGACCACUAUGGCGCCCACUCAGCACUUGCUCAACUACAUGCUGCCAGUAAUACGACGCGCCGAUCCUGAUGUCGCCGACUGCUUGGACAAAGCCCAAGUGGGCACGAUGUUCGCCCUACCGUGGUACCUGACCUGGUUCGGCCACAGCCUGAACCGGUACUCGGACGUGGUCCGGCUGUACGACUACUUCCUGUGCUCGCCGCCGCUGUUCCCCGUGUACGUGACGGCGGCCAUCGUGCUGUACCGCGGCGGGGAGGUGCUGCGCUGCGACUGCGACAUGGCCAUGCUGCACUGCCUGCUCUCCAGGUUACCAGAUGACUUACCCUUUGAAGACAUAUUGGUGACAGCGGAAAAACUAUACCUCGAAAAUGAUCCCGAAGAUCUCGAACCGGAAGUUGCAGCGCUUGAGAGGAGAGAAGCGGAGAUACGUCACGCGGACGAGGAGCGCAUGCGCCGCCGGCGGGAGGCGGGCGCGCGGGCGCGGGCGGGGCGCGGGCGCGCGGCGGCGGGCUGGCGCGGCGUGACGUCACUGGCGGCGUGGCUGCCCGCGGUGACGUCACGCCGCGCGCUGCUCGCCACCGCCACCGUGCUGCUCGGCGUGUACGUGUACUACCGGCCGGAGCUGCUGUUCAACAGGUAGCGGCACGCGUAUCAGUUUGUCUUCUUCCGCUUCUAGGUGACGCGCCCCGCGGACGACCGCCGCCACGGUACAUAGGGACGAUCGAGCGAUAA